Molecule: messenger RNA, 2976 nt
Organism: Aethina tumida (small hive beetle)
Lineage: Eukaryota; Metazoa; Arthropoda; Insecta; Coleoptera; Nitidulidae
Gene: e
Product: zwittermicin A synthase ZmaJ
Exons: 8
Coding region: 243-2807 (854 amino acids)
Source: RefSeq, a predicted model, not a curated record
UCUUUGCAGAAACACACAAUUACGAUCCCCACCAUCAAAGUCGAUUCUUCAAAUAUAUAAUUCGCCCUUCUCGACUCGGCUCUUUUAGUCCACGCAGCUAAAUUGGCAAUAUUCAAGCCGCUUUUGGUCAACGCCAAUCGGACAGUGCAAGUGACAAGUGCAUGUGCAACAUAGAACGAGAGUCGUAAAAUAUUUUUGUAUAUUGCGACAGUGUUUGGAAACUCUCCUGAAGAUACUGCACGAUGGGUUCCAUACCCCAACUAUCGGUCAUCAAAGGCCCAACCAGAAGAUUAAUACCAAACAAAAUACACGUACUGUUCCAGCAAGCGGCCCAACAAUACAAAAACACCAACGCCCUAAUUUUUCAUGAAAACGGUGAGGAAAGGCGACACACUUAUGAACAGCUGGACAAACUUACAAACCAACUGGCAAGAACAAUUCAUCAAGAAAUAGUCAACAAUAAAUUGCAGAAGAAUGGAGAUGGAGAUUACAUAGUGGCGGUCAAUAUGGUACCAUCCGAUUAUUUGGUAGUGGUCCUUUUGGCGAUCUGGAAAGCUGGAGCUGCUUACUUGCCUUUGGAUCACGCUUUUCCCGGCGCCAGGAUCGAACACAUCGUCAGAGAGUCAAGACCAAGCCUCAUUAUAUAUGAUAAAGAUUCGGAAUUUUAUUUGGACACUUAUAAAUUGUCCUUGGAGGAGCUAAUGAACAAAUCCUCAGAUAAAAGUGAAGACCCCUUGGGCGACGACGAAAAUGUGCAUCACACCAGAGACGACCUCGCCAUAGUUCUGUACACUUCCGGCAGUACAGGCAUACCAAAAGGAGUGCGAUUGCCUCACAAAGUCAUCCUGAACCGGCUCCAGUGGCAAUUCAAGACUUUUCCUUAUGCGACCACUGAAAAAGUCUGCGUGUUCAAGACCGCACUCACUUUCGUCGACAGCGUUUCCGAAAUAUGGGGGCCUUUGGUAAACGGUCUGACCAUUCUGGUUGUUCCCAAAGUGGUCACGCAGGACCCAGAAAAGCUUAUCGGUCUUUUGGAUGGUUACAAGGUUGAAAGGCUCGUUCUGGUCCCUUCCCUUCUACGUUCGAUGCUCAUGUACCUUCAGUUACAGAAAGGAAAACGAUAUUUGUCCAAUCUAAAAAUCUGGGUAUGUUCUGGGGAAACCCUUGUAGUGUCGCUUGCCGAAGAGUUCUUCAAGUACUUCCCAGAGAAUGAGCACAAAUUGUGCAACUUCUACGGCAGUACUGAAAUAAUGGGAGAUGUAACCUACCAUAUCAUUUCCGGACCGAGAGAACUGCAACACCAAGACAAAAUCCCCAUCGGCUUGCCGGUGGACAACACCGUAAUUUACCUCCUAGACACAGACUUUCGCCCAGUAAAGGCCGGUGAGGUCGGAGAACUGUUCGCCUCCGGCUUAAAUUUAGCUGCAGGUUACGUAAACGGAAGAGACCCCGAUAAGUUCUUGGAAAACCCCUUGGCAAUCGACCCCACCUACGCCAAACUGUACAGAACUGGAGACUUUGCCCGCCUGGAAAAAGGUAUCAUCGUUUACGAAGGAAGAACCGACUCCCAGGUUAAAAUACGCGGACACCGCGUCGACUUAUCCGAGGUGGAGAAGGCCGUCAACUCGUUGGAUGAGGUGGAAAAAGGUGUGGUUUUGUGUUACAAACCUGGAGAGAUCAACCAGGCACUUCUGGCGUUUGUCACCACCAAAUCUCUCAUCAACGAGCACAAGAUCGAGGAGUUGUUGCGGGAAAUCUUGACUUCCUACAUGGUACCGCAAGUGAUAAUCCUUGAAAACAUACCACUUUUGGUUAAUGGUAAGAUAGACAGGCAAUCUCUUCUGAAGACGUACGAAAACACCAACAACAACGACGAUUACAGCUACCAAGUGGAUAUUGACUAUCAAGGCGUGCCGAUUUCUAAAAUGAAGGCGGCACAAGCUCUCUUCGAAACUGUGGCUUCAGUUUUGGGCAGAUCUGCCAGAAAUGCCAUUUCAACGAGCGCCAACUUUUACGAAAUCGGUGGUAACUCCCUGAAUUCAAUUUUCACCAUCUCCAGAUUGAAUGAACAAGGAUACCAUAUAAAUAUUGGUGAUUUUAUCUCUGCGAUGGAUUUGGGGGAAGUUUUGGAGAGGAUGACGUCUGACACUAAAAUAGAUACUCAUCCACCUAGUUUCAGCUCCGAGUUGUUGAAGGAUGAGUUCCAGCCUAAUGUUUUAGACAUGGUUACCACAAGUUUCUACCAAAAAGCUGAACUGGAGCAGCUGAUCAUUUCCGAGCUAUCCGAGGCCGACUACAAGGAACUAAUCGGCGCCUUAUGGACACCUUUACUGGAAAAAAAUCUAAGUUUUAUCGUCAAAAACGAAUCGGGCAAAAUUAUUGGAGUAGCUCUUAACUUCGAUGCGAGAGACGAACCAGAUGUAGAGAUUACAUCUAAACUGACUGUGAUAUUUGAGUUCUUGGAAAGCAUCGAAGGACCAAUUAGAGAUAACAAGUUACCAGCCGGCAAAGGUAAAAUUUUGCAUUCCUUCAUGAUGGCGACUCACUCGUCGCUGACACCGAAAGAGAACGUUGCCGUGAUGCAAUUUAUGGAAGACGAGGUGCUGAAGUUGGCCAGGAAACGCCAAUUCGCCGGUAUUUUUACCACCAACACCAGUCCUUUAACCCAACAACUGGGCACUGACGUUUACAAGUAUCAGACCAUGUUGGAUUAUCAGAUUAAUCAAUUCGUGGCAAGUGAUAAUACAAAACCAUUUAUUUUGGCCCCAGACAAUCUUAGGGCGAUCGUCCAAUGGAAACCUAUUUGAGUAUUUUGAAAGUAUUAUUUAUUUUGUUAGCUCCUAGGUGCAUGUAUAUUUGUAGAAUUAAACAAUGUAAAAAUUAUUUAGAUUUUUAGAAAGUGAAGAUAUUUGUAUUGCUGUGAUGUAUGCGUGCAUGUAUGUUGAUUUUUAGUUAAAUAAACACUAUGUGUUUCUA